CCACUCCACAGUCUUGGAGGACCACUCCACAGUCUUGGAGGACCACUUCACAGUCUUGGAGGACCACUUCACAGUCUUGGAGGACCACUUCACAGUCUUGGAGGACCACUUCACAGUCUUGGAGGACCACUCCACAGUCUUGGAGGAGACAGUACUCGCAGGCUUAAGGGAAGAGGACCAAAUGGCCGGAGUCAUUAGGGUGGUGCUGGCUACAGUAACCGUCGCCUGCAGCGUCCACUCCCAAGACUGGACAGAUGGCUGUGUGGUGGAGCGUGGUUUACGGCGCACAGUGUUUGAGAGGACGGUGACGAUGCUGUUAGCGGAGCCGCUGGACCAGAGGCUGCAGGUGGUGGCUCCCGGGCCCAAGGCCAACUGUACCCUGAACGUCACACUGGGCAGCAGUUUGGACCCCUUGCCUGUGAUGUGGACUCCCGCCACCCUGGUCCUGUACCCGCGCUUGGAGCUGAGGGUGGCAGGUCGCCCUGCUCUCAGCACAGCCUGCGCCCCGCUCACGCCACCAACAUUCCUGGUUAUGAACAAUGUACUCGCUCUCACGCACUGCCCGCAAGGCAAGUCCAUCUGGAGGCUGACGCCCAGUGACAAGUCGGUGACAUUUGAGGUGGGAGAGAGCGAGAGGUUCAGCAUCGUGUCCUCCGAGGAGGUGGAAUUCCUGGCGCUGAGGUUCGACCAGGAGACACUCUUCCUGUGCCUGCAGGCCGGCGAGGCUCCCUACCUCCACAAGGGCCGCAAGUGUCCGGCCUCCAGAGGCCUCAAGGCCCACCUCCCCCUCAACCUCCACUUCAUCCUCUCAGACACAGACUAUCAGAUCCUGGGGAACGGGGAGCGGCUAAGGAGUCAGGUGUGGAAGACUGGCCGGUCCAAGAUUCUGGAGUUCACAAAUAAGAAGAAAAACAACACUAGCACUGUAUAUGUGGCCCACCAGCUGCCCGUGAGACCCCAGGACGAGGCCCACCCCAUGUCAGUGUUGGUGGCGGUGCUGGCAGUGUUGGUGGUGGUGGUGUGUGUGGCGCUGCUGCUCUCUCUCCUCAGGCACUCUACGGCUCUAUCUGGUUAUGUGUUGUGGAGGCGUCGCCACGCCGGCUGUGAGGGUGAGGGGGGCCCUGAAGGGGGCCCUGAAGGGGGCCCUGAAGGCCACACUGGGCCCCUCGCCGCGUCGUCCAUCUACAGCACCGGCAAGACCUGGCCUCAUCCUCCUCCUCGUCCUCCCAAUACUCUGGUGUCGCCGGAGAAUGACAGCGUCGAGCCGUCCGUUGACGCUCCGAUUGACGUCCAAGCCGAGUACGUCAAGGCUAAAGAUGUCAGUCCCAUCGAGGUGACGAUCUUGAAGCAGCAGAAUAUUAUCUUGGGUCAGAUCUCUCACCAGGUUGAGCCCUCGUGUUCCUGGUCACCGGCGAGACUGUCCGGCCGGAGCUCCAUUGAUGCGUCGCGGCGCCACUCCGCCUCCCGCCGCCAGACACAGCCCAACACGACCAGCAACACGACCAGCAACACGACCAGCAACACGACCAGCAACAUCAAGGUGCAGGCGACGAGCAGUGUGUCUGUAGGCCUGAGCAGGUCGUCUGACAUAUAUGAAACUGUCGACGACACUGUGGACGCGGAUGGUUACUUCCUCCUCGGGGAACUGUAGUUCAGCCGUGUACUAGAGUGCAUGAGUGAAGUGCAGGCUCUCGAUAGUACUGUCGGGUUUCUUCUCUAUUCACAAUCGAGAAUUCCAGGUUCGAAUCCCAGGCGGUACAGAAAUGGUUGGGCGCGUUAAAGUGGUUGGUAUGUUAAACAUUAUUAACAUACCAAUAGACUAUGUAUGCUCUAACAUAUAGCUAGAUGUCUCGGUCCCUUGUACUGCAAAGUCAAAAUGUUACAUCAACAAUGUAGAGAGACUCAAGGCUCUCAGAACUAUAGUGGGGUGCAACUCUAAGUACUGUGUUAAUAUUACAAGAGCAGAAAUGAUGUACUUGGCAUAUAUAAGCUCUCUGAUAGACUAUCAUGCACUAGCUUUAGUCAUGCAUCAUGGCGUAAGUAUUGAUAGACUCGAAAAAAUGCAAAAUAUAGCCCUCAGAAUUAUACUUGGCAGUCCAAUAAUAACAAAAUUUUCAAUAUCUUAAGAGUAGUGUAUCUCCCGUGGCCUUCCUCCUACCACCGUAACCGGCGGUGGGAAA
Procambarus clarkii (red swamp crayfish) is the source of this 2180-nucleotide messenger RNA. Lineage: Eukaryota; Metazoa; Arthropoda; Malacostraca; Decapoda; Cambaridae. The record is from RefSeq and is a predicted model, not a curated record.